GUGCGUCCACCUCAACCACCUCCACUCCCACCACUUCGUAUCCGUCAUCGAACUCAACCUCAUCCUCCACCACCUCCACUUGUUCUUCGUGAAAGACCACCAAUACCACCACCAGUGAUUGCAUCUCAAACAGUUACUCGUUAUUUGCCCGUUGUACCGAUUCCACCACGAUCAGUCAUUAUCGAACGUCUCCCACCCGCUCCACCAAGACCACGUGACAUCGUCAUUGAACGUUGGAUUCAAUAUGGACCUCAAGCUAGACGACGUACUAUUGUUCAACGUGCUCCUCUUCCACCACCAUACCCGGCUCCACGAAAUGUUGUCAUCCAAUAUGACCAAGCUCAAGUUCGCGUUGUCCGUCAAUUCCAUCGUCUUGGUGUUGUUCAAGCUAACCCAGCUCUUUAUGUUCAAACAUAUGGUGCUCAUCUACUUGAUGGUGCUUCACUUGUUGCACAAGCUCGUGCUGCUGGUGUUGUUGAAAAUAUCUCAGCCCCAGGUGGUAUAGCUGUUGAUCAGACAGCUAGUGCAUAUGGCGAAGAAUCAUUUGAUGCUCCAUUAGGUUUGGAGGCUGGUACUGGUCUUGUUGCUGGAGAUGCUGAGGCUGUUGAUGCUGGUCUUGCUCUCGGUGGUAGGCUCAGUUCAUCCUCAUCGUACGCAGCAUUAACCUUCUCGUCAGAAGAUGUUGCCGAUUGGGAAGGGGGUCGCUUUGUUGAUGAUCUAGGUGCUGGUUAUGGUGAUUCAUCAUUGAUAGCAUCAAACAUCUCAUCUAAUGGGACUACUCGUUUUGAUGAUGCUUUCCAUGCUGCUGAUACUAAUUAUGAUGGUGUCUUUGAUCAAGAUGAAUAUUGCAGAUUCAUCAGUAAACAUGUUGGAGGAGUCAAUGGUCAACUAUCAUAUGAAACAUACAACUGA
Molecule: messenger RNA, 912 nt
Organism: Rotaria sordida
Lineage: Eukaryota; Metazoa; Rotifera; Eurotatoria; Philodinida; Philodinidae
Source: the annotation of a GenBank genome assembly